Molecule: messenger RNA, 510 nt
Organism: Sclerotinia sclerotiorum 1980 UF-70
Lineage: Eukaryota; Fungi; Ascomycota; Leotiomycetes; Helotiales; Sclerotiniaceae
Exons: 5
Coding region: 1-510 (169 amino acids)
Biological process (GO): Arp2/3 complex-mediated actin nucleation; actin filament polymerization
Cellular component (GO): actin cytoskeleton; Arp2/3 protein complex
Molecular function (GO): actin filament binding
Source: RefSeq, a predicted model, not a curated record
AUGUCUCAAUCAUUGCGACCUUACCUUCAAUGCGUACGAUCUUCCUUAACAGCGGCUCUAUGCCUCUCGAACUUCGCAUCGCAGACCUCUGAAAGGCACAAUGUGCCAGAGAUUGAAGCUAAAACUUCACCGGAAGUCCUCUUAAAUCCCUUGACUGUCGCACGAAAUGAAAACGAAAGAGUCCUCAUUGAACCAAGUAUCAACAGUGUCCGAAUCAGUAUCAAGAUCAAACAAGCGGACGAAAUUGAGCACAUUCUUGUACACAAAUUUACCAGAUUCUUGACCCAAAGAGCGGAAGCGUUCUUUAUUCUCAGGAGAAAGCCGGUUAAGGGCUACGAUAUUUCGUUUUUGAUUACGAACUUCCAUACAGAGGAGAUGUUAAAGCAUAAGCUGGUGGAUUUCAUCAUACAGUUUAUGGAGGAAGUCGAUAAGGAAAUCUCGGAGAUGAAGCUAUUUUUGAAUGCUCGCGCAAGAUUCGUUGCGGAAUCGUUUUUAACACCUUUCGAUUAA